CCUUUCUUCAUCAAGUCGCGACGACGGUUUCCUCUUCUACAGACUCUCCAGUGGCAGAGCCACCGCCCACAGUUCUUACUCUUCUUCUCCAAGACUCCAGUUUUCGUCUUCCUCGGGUCAUCAUCUUCGAGUGCUGAUUCUGUAUUGACGAAAACCUAUUUGAAUAGGAAGAUGCCGUCUUUCCCUCAGCCUGGCUCGGUAACCAUAUGUGAAAUCAACCGUGAUUUGAUUACGGCUGAAGCCCUUUCAGAUGAUCAAGCAAAGGAAACCUAUGGAAAAAUUCUUGGAAUUGUAUUUAGGCCCAUCCCCUUUGGGACUGAUCAUCUGUUGCUGUCUAGUGCUGAUCAGAGCUCAGAACAACAGUCCGAUAGCCGAACUAAGGAGAAAGAUGUAAAUUCCGGUUGGUUGGCAGCACUGCCAAUGACCCUGACCAAAUCCUUCAAAUAUCUUUUCCAGCCCAAUGACGUUAAGUUAUUGCCACAGGUUGAUCUUCACGGAAUAAGUUGGCAUCAACACAAGCAUAUUUUAGCAUUCAUCUCAGGGCCAAAUGAUGUUACAGUCUGUGAUUAUGAGGAUUCAGAAGGAAAGGAUCCAUGCAUUUUAACCAGUGAGUCCCAAAGAGGUGUGAAACUCAUUCAAUGGAGGCCAAAUGAUGGGAGAACACUAUCUGUAGCAUGCAAAGGAGGAGUUUGCAUCUGGACAGCUUCAUAUCCUGGGAACAUUGCUUCCGUCAGAUCUGGAGUUUCCUCUGGCACUCUGUCUAGGAGUACUGGAACGAGAUGGACUGUGGUUGAUUUUCUUCGAAGUCAUGAUGAAGAACAAAUUACUGCACUCUCUUGGAGUCCUAGUGGAAGAUAUUUGGCCUCUGGUUCAUGUGAAAGCUCAUCAUUCACCAUCUGGGAUGUUGCUCAAGGGUUAGGCACACCCAUUCGACGAGGAUUAGGAGGCAUAUCAGUACUAAACUGGUCUCCAAGUGGAGAUUAUUUUUUCUCUGCUAAGUUUGACGGAACAUUUUAUCUUUGGGAAACAAACACAUGGACAUCACAACCAUGGUCAUUAAAUAACGGCUUUGUCAAGGGAAGCACAUGGGAUCCAGAUGGACGCAUGAUACUUAUUACCUUUUCUGAGUCCUCAUCUUUAGGUGCCAUCCAUUUUUCUUCCAAGCCUCCAUUGCUAGAGGCGCAUCUUUUACCUGUUGAUUUACCGGAUAUUAAAACCCUGACAAACAGUAUUGACAAAAUCGCAUGGGAUGCUUCUGGUGAGCGAUUGGCUGUGUCUUACAAAGACGUGAACAAGAUAUACAAGGGUCUUAUUGCCAUUUAUGAUGUUAAGAGAACUCCAUUUAUUUCUGCGUCGUUAAUUGGAUUCAUUCGAGGACCAGGAGACAACCCACAACCAAUAACAUUCUCAUUUCACGACAAGUUCAAACAAGGACCGUUACUCUCUGUUUGCUGGAGCAGUGGUUUUUGCUGUACUUAUCCUCUCUUGUUUCGUUCACAUAAUCUUCCUUAAGAAUGGUUAUUUUGUUAUGGAAGGAUUUUUGCAUAGUGUGAUUGAAUGAAUAUUUGGAAUGAACAACAUUAGUUUUCAUCGAUAUGAUAUAAAAUUUCGGUGUCUUAUCUUUU
Molecule: messenger RNA, 1625 nt
Organism: Impatiens glandulifera
Lineage: Eukaryota; Viridiplantae; Streptophyta; Magnoliopsida; Ericales; Balsaminaceae
Product: aladin-like
Exons: 15
Coding region: 172-1512 (446 amino acids)
Biological process (GO): nucleocytoplasmic transport
Cellular component (GO): nuclear pore
Molecular function (GO): protein binding
Source: RefSeq, a predicted model, not a curated record